UUUCGCGAGGGCUGUGCCCAGCAGAAGAGUAGUGCUUUUAGUGACAGCGACUAGAUAACAAAACAGAGUAAAAUUUACUUUUUCAUGUAAUUGCUGACGUUGCCAAUUCCGAAUCGUGUUCCAGUACAAAACUAUAUUUACGUUUGUCACCUGAGAACCCAUUUGUGACAGUGGAACAAUUCCUGGUCCUGGAUGUGAGAAAUGAGAGAGAGAAUGAAACGUCAAAUUUUUGCCACGAUCGUAUUUUUUCCAAGAUCGAAUACGUUUGUUUACUACAUUCCUUGAUUUCAACUUGAUCAUGGCCAUGAUUUGGUAGCUCUCAUAUCGUCCGAAGUAAUACUUUAACAGAGACCAGUAUUUAAGGUUCUAUGAUGAAUGCUCUCUCUGGAUAUCUGCCUUUGGCCCAGGACAAACGCCAGGUGUCCUGGUUGAGAAUACCCUUUGGAAAGCUGGCAUGGGUAACAGUCAGCCUACCUCUCUUUUCUUUCAUAUUUUGUGUGAUUUGGUCUGUGUUCUUCAACUUUGAGAAAGCAACUUUUACUCAUUGUAAGGUUGACAAUUAUUUGCCUUCUAUUUCUGCUGCAAUUGGCAAUUUUAGCCCUCAAAGAGAUGUUUGGAGAACAGCGAUUGGCACUCAUGCACUUCCACGGUUAUUGGUUGCCUCAAAAUAUUACAGCUUCUACAGAGCAGUCUUAUAUAAAUGGGCUCACUUUUUGGCGGCGGCUGCUUGCUGGCUGACAGUUAUUGAGAAUCUAGCUCUUGUUGGUCUUACUUUUGUUUCAUCAAGUGACAACUACCCUGCCCAUGAGAAACUCUUCAUAAUAUUUCUAAUUUCUUCCGAGCUUUACAUGGUGCUCACAUGUGUACUGGUCUCUCGUACAAGAUCAAUGCCUCCUGAUGAAUUGGAUAAGAAGUCUCUUAAAGUGAAGUGGAGACUCUUAACUUUAAACAUUUCAUUUUCUCUCUUGGCAGUAUAUUUUUUUAUGAGGCACAACAGCUAUUGCGAACCAGGAGUUUACACACUCUUUGCUCUUUCCGAGUAUGUGGUUGUCCUCACUAACAUGGCAUUCCACAUGACAGCAUACUGGGAUUUCAAUGGCUGCAUACUUCUUGUCGGCCCUCGGGGCAUUCAUCUCAGAUGACGAGCACUACAAGUAGGGGAU
Molecule: messenger RNA, 1163 nt
Organism: Thrips palmi
Lineage: Eukaryota; Metazoa; Arthropoda; Insecta; Thysanoptera; Thripidae
Product: post-GPI attachment to proteins factor 2-like
Exons: 5
Coding region: 369-1142 (257 amino acids)
Biological process (GO): GPI anchor biosynthetic process
Cellular component (GO): endoplasmic reticulum membrane; Golgi membrane
Source: RefSeq, a predicted model, not a curated record